Lytechinus variegatus (green sea urchin) is the source of this 2808-nucleotide messenger RNA. Its product is annotated as low-density lipoprotein receptor-related protein 4-like. The record is from RefSeq and is a predicted model, not a curated record. Lineage: Eukaryota; Metazoa; Echinodermata; Echinoidea; Temnopleuroida; Toxopneustidae. The coding region runs from base 1 to 2808 and encodes 935 amino acids. Gene Ontology annotation, molecular function: protein binding. The transcript is spliced from 16 exons.
AUGUUUUGCUUCCAGUUAGCUGAACACCUUGGCUCCUGUGAGCUUGUGCGUAAUUUCCUGCAAGCUGAUAAAUUAUUCGUAGCUGAUGGGUCUUUGGGUCAGAUCUUCUUAGCGGAGACUGAUGGAGACUCGUUCCUUGAUUCGACUUUUACUCCUCUCAAUCUCACCGUCAACUAUUCACCGAUAGGCAUCGAUUAUGACUAUCGAUUUGAUAUGAUAUACUGGAGUGAUCAAACCAACGGUACCAUACAUCGAUCAACCUCCGACGGGUCGUUUGAUGAAGUGAUAGCGAAUGACAUCAGUGUUCCUCAUGGCAUCGCUCUUGAUCUGGAAGAGAAUAAAGUGUUUUGGUUAUCUGCCGGUAACGGUUCUCUCUAUCGGUCAGAUCUGAACGGUUCUAAUCUCCAGAUUCUACCUUCUGUAUAUACCAUCCCACGUGGCAUCACUAUCUCCUACAACAGAAGAAAGCUCUACAUUACCACACGUGGUUCUCCAGCUAUAAGAAGCGUAAAUACAGAUGGUACUGAUGAUGCCAUUCUUAUCGAUACGGACAUUGUAUCACCAGGCGGUAUUGCAUUCGAUUUCACAGAGCAACGUUUAUACUGGACUGAUGAUUCUUUGGAUAAAAUCGAGUUUGUUAAUCCAGAUGAUACCAGCGACCGGACGAUUGUUAUUUCCAUUACUCCAGGAUCGGGGCUUGAUCUGUUUCCAUACGGCCUUGCCCUUCAUUACAACGACAUCUACUUCAGUGACGUCACACAUAGCGUUAUUGUAUACUCUGAUUCCACCACAGGGACUGUUGAUGUGUUGACUUUUGCAUUUUCUUUGCCGGCUGAGAUUCACAUUUUUAUGGAUGUAUGUGCAAACCGUUGUCUUAAUAAUGGGAGCUGUGUGAGAUCCUUAACAUCUGUGAAAUGUGAGUGCCCAUUUGGAUACCUUGGUCAACGUUGUGAAUUAGAUGUAUGCACUGGGAGAUGCGUGAACGGUGGGACAUGUGUCCCUUUUGAGAGAGGCUCUAUCUGCAUUUGUCCCGAUGGCUUCAGUGGAUCAAAGUGUGAUUCUAGAUCGAAGUAUGCACCCCUCAUUUUCAUCUGUGACGAGGAAGCCGGAGCCAUCUUAGAGGGCAGUGCAGAUACCUUGGAGUUUAGUCCUUUGCCGAUCCCCAAUGGACACAGACCUGUAGCAGUGGGGUAUAGCCCUAAGGAAGACUUCAUCUUCUGGGUGGAUGCUCGAAACGGCACACUUAAUCGAGCAUUCCGAAACGGAUCUGAUCACGUUGUACUUGGGGAUGCAUUUUCGGAUAUUACCGAUCUUACGAUCCAUCAACAUUCUCAAAUACUUGGAUACAUCGUAACACAGACCAAUUUAAUACUCCAGCAAGGCUUCGGUGUAGCUUCUACUAGUAAGACUAUCUACAAUGGAGUUAGCCAUGUUACCGAUCUGGCGUCUGUGUGCUUUCAUCCGAAUACAGACUUGUAUGCAUUGGACAAUGGACCUGCACCAGCAAUAUUGAGGAUCACAGACAAUUUCACUUCUAUAGAGAGAAUCAGUAAAUCGUCUGCAAUGAAUCUAUCGACCAUGACAUUCGACCGGCAUGGAUCCCAUCUCUUCACGGUGGAUGUGGUCAAAGGUACCCUUGAGACCUGCGACCCGAUCGGAGAAGACCAAGAUGUUCUCUUAACCUACCAGGAUACACAGCCAGUUGACAUAGAAUGGUACCGAGGUUCGCCAUUCUGGACGGAUGCAGGCUCGUACAAGGGUAUCGGAUUCAUGGCGCAGAGAGGAGGCCCAUCCACAGGGGUUACCAACUUACAACAGUUCCAGAGAGGAGCAGGGGUAUAUGUUUACCAUGGCAUUGCCUAUGAACGUCUGGGAGGGGAAGAUUGCCUGGAAGAUGAAUUCCCAUGUAACGAUACGCUCUGCAUACCAAUAUCAUGGAGAUGUGAUGGCCUUGUUGACUGUGAGGGCGAGAUGGAUGAAAUAGACUGCUAUUCUGAGCCUGAUUCCAUAGUGUUUGUGAGCGAUCUAGACACCGGUGCAAUAUUCAUGGCAACGACUACAAACCUCAGCUUUACAAAACUACCCCUAAUUAAUCUACAAACGCCAACAGCCGUUGAUUAUGACCCGGUCGAUGGUGUGAUUUAUUGGGCCGAUAGUCGGGAUGGUUCGAUAAGCUCUGCCUACCUCGAUGGGACGAAUCAACAGAAAAUUGUAACAGAGUUAGGAACACCUGAUGGACUUUUCUUUGAUGUUGAAACCAAGAUGAUAUACUGGACCGAUGUCGGUCUUAGCAACUUGGGGUCGAUGCAUUCCAAUGGUACUGGUAGGAGAGAGCUUCUUACUAACCUCGAUAAACCGAGGGCGAUAAUCAUCGUAUCAAUCAACAGAAUGAUUUACUGGACAGAUUGGGGUGACAUUCCUAAAAUCGAACUGUGCGACCUCAACGGCGAGAAUCGGCAAGUCGUUAUCGGCAAUGAGCUUGGAUGGCCUAAUGGACUUAGCUAUGAUAGAAUAGAUUCACGCCUCUUGUGGUGUGACGCCCUCCUUGAUAAGAUCGAAUCAUCUGACCUUUACGGGAAUGACCGGAAACUGCUCCUAGAUAAUUCCCAUGGUGUUCUACAUCCAUUUGAUAUUAUCUUCCACCAUGGGGUCGUCAUGUGGACAGAUUGGAACUGUGAUUGCAUUGGUGUCCGUGAGGAGUCUCCCCAAGCAUGGCCGAAGACAUAUCUUCUACCAGGGGGACCCUUUACACGGCCAGGGGGCUUCCACGUCUUUGAAGGUAUGCGUGAAUUUGUAAAGACCUUCUGA